AUGAUUGUUACUGAUCAUAAUGGAAAUGCUCAAAAGCGUGAAAACGCAUAUUUUUAUCGUAGUGUUGUCAACAGGUGUUCAUAUCCAUUGCAUGAAGCAACGCAUUAUCCUGGUCAAGUCUAUUAUGCCCAAAAAUGGUUAAAUUCAAUCAAUUUUAUGAUUUCGAAUAGGGAUAUUGAUAAAUACUACUCAAGGGCAUGCUAUUUCUACCAAGGAAUUAUAUUUUAUUUAGAUAUGAGAAAAUUUUCAGAAGAAGAAAUUUCAAUAGUCCUAGAAAUAUUUGUUAAUCUUUCCAACGAAGUAAAUAAGUAUAUCCAGCCAUUUCUUGCAAAUUACAAAACACACGUUAGAAGAAUCUAUUACUUAAGGCAUUUCAACUCAUAUUUUGAAGAAAAGUUAAAUGAAAGCAUCCUUAUCCUUACUAAAUAUAUUUAUGAACUCAUGAAUAGCAUUCAAAAAUGUAUUAAGUUAAUUUGGGAUAAAUAUCAUGAUAAAGUUUAUCCAGGUUUCAUGAAAUCAGAUUACUAUAAAUCAAUUUUUAUUGAGAAAGAAUUCUUUCUUGAUCAAAUCGAUCCAUCUCCUCCUUAUUUUUAUGGUCAAAAAGAAGAUUAUGAUUAUCUCACAGAUAAACAAAAUUCUCCACAAUUACUAUUACUAGACACUCAAACAUCUGUUUCUGAUGAAAAAGAAUCUCAAAUCGAACAAUCUAACAUCGAAAUCGUUGAAAAACGAACUACAAACAUAGGUUCACCCUUGAUUGCUUGA
Trichomonas vaginalis G3 is the source of this 765-nucleotide messenger RNA. RefSeq lists its product as uncharacterized. NCBI's taxonomy places the organism in Eukaryota, Parabasalia, Trichomonadida, Trichomonadidae. The record is from RefSeq and is a predicted model, not a curated record. The transcript has a single exon. Bases 1 to 765 code for a protein of 254 amino acids.